AUGCACCCCGCAGCACUUGCUGCACGGCGGGUCGUGGUGAUCGGAGGGGUAGCUGGAGGCGCCAGCUGCGCGGCUCGCCUGCGUCGGCUAACAGAGACGGCGGAAAUCACGCUGUUUGAGCGCGGCGCCAACGUCUCGUUCGCAAAUUGCGGCCUGCCCUACUAUGUCGGAGGCGUUAUCACGGACGAGAGCAAGCUCCUGGUAGCCAACGCGGCCAAGUUCAAGAGCUGGUUUAACGUAGAUGUUCGCGAGAGGACCGAAGUGGUCGCCAUCGACCGCCAGGCCCGAACCAUCACGGCGCGCGAGCUGCCCACUGGCCGCGAGUACAGCGCCCCUUUUGACGCCCUGGUUCUGGCGCCUGGCGCGCAGGCCAUCCGGCCCCCCCUGCCCGGCAUCGACCUGCCCGGCAUCUUCCAGAUGAAGACGAUCCCCGACUCCAAUGCUGUGCGCUCGUUCAUUGAGGCCAACGGCGUGCGACGCGCCGUCGUGGUCGGGGCCGGCUUUAUUGGUCUGGAGAUGGUUGAGAAUCUGGUGCACAGGGGCGUUGAGGUGACCCUGCUCGAGGCGGGUUCGCAGGUGAUGCCGCCCCUGGACCCCGAGAUGGCACAGGCCGUGUCGGCCGUGCUGGCCUCAAAGGGCGUCAAGGUGGUGCUGGGCGAUGGCGUUGCAGGCUUUGAGCAGGGCCCAGGCGGCAAGGGGAUGAUGGUAAGAACUUCUGGUGGUAAGACGUACGACGCCGAUAUGGCUAUGCUGGUCAUAGGAGUGCGGCCUGACACAGCCCUAGCAAAGACUGCAGGCCUGGAGCUGGGGGCGCGGGGCGGCAUCAGGGUGGAUGAGCACAUGAGGACCUCAGACCCAGUCAUAUAUGCAGUGGGGGACGCGGUGGAAUCGAAGGACUGGGUGACGGGCGAGUGGGGGCUGUGCCCGUUGGCCGGCCCGGCUAACCGUCAGGGCCGCAUCGCGGCUGACAACAUUGCCGGCCGCGACUCCAAGUUCCGCGGCACCCAGGGCACCGCAGUGGUCGGGCUCUUUGGCCUCACCAUCGCUAGCACGGGCGCCAACGAGAAGACCCUGAAGCGCCUGGGCCGGCCCUACGUCAAGGUCUACACCCAUGCCAACAAUCACGCCGGCUACUACCCUGGGGCCUCCACCAUUGACUUCAAGCUGCUGUUUGACCCCAAGGACGGGUUGAUCCUGGGCUGCCAGGCCACUGGCACAGAGGGCGUGGACAAGCGCGUUGACGUGGUGGCGGCGCUGAUGCAGCUGAGGGGGUCAGUGUUUGACCUGGAGGAGGCGGAGCUGUGCUAUGCCCCCCAGUACGGCUCCGCCAAGGACGUCCUGAACCUGGCCGGCAUGGUGGCAGCCAACCACCUCAGGGGCGACCACCCCAUUGUUAGCUGGGACGAUCUGCCACGCGUAAAGGAGGAGGUGGCGGCCGGCACCGCUGUAUUGGUGGAUGUGCGCGAGCCCUCGGAGGUGGCACGCGGCACUGUGGAGGGCGCCCUCAACUACCCCCUCAGCAGCCUCAGGGCGAGGCUCCACGAGCUGCCAAAGGGCAAGCGCUGCUAUGUGUUCUGCCAGGUCGGCCUGCGCGGCUACAACGCCACGCGGCAACUCCUGCUGGCCGGCCGCGACGCCGUAAACAUCAGUGGCGGGUGGCGCUCGGCGCUGCAGGCUGGCGUUGUCAGCAGCACGCUGUGA
Molecule: messenger RNA, 1701 nt
Organism: Monoraphidium neglectum
Lineage: Eukaryota; Viridiplantae; Chlorophyta; Chlorophyceae; Sphaeropleales; Selenastraceae
Product: FAD-dependent pyridine nucleotide-disulfide oxidoreductase
Exons: 18
Coding region: 1-1701 (566 amino acids)
Molecular function (GO): oxidoreductase activity; flavin adenine dinucleotide binding
Source: RefSeq, a predicted model, not a curated record